Messenger RNA from Oncorhynchus mykiss (rainbow trout), 1321 nucleotides. RefSeq names its product meiosis 1 associated protein (gene m1ap). NCBI's taxonomy places the organism in Eukaryota, Metazoa, Chordata, Actinopteri, Salmoniformes, Salmonidae. Gene Ontology annotation, biological process: meiosis I; male meiosis chromosome separation; spermatogenesis. The record is from RefSeq and is a predicted model, not a curated record.
GCCCGCGCGCAGCUGUCUUGGCGGGAGAGCGCGAGCCACGUAUACUUUUCAAACAAUCUGAAAAUAACCUCGUUAUUUUAAAUUAAUUUUUAUUUAUUUUUUUUACAGCUAAAACUAAUGUGUCUUUUGGCUAAAUAAUCAGAACAUACACCAGGACAGGGAAUUCAAUAAGAAACACGAAAAGAAAAGUACAUUUCAGAGAUCCUGAUUCCGUCGUUGCCAUGGACGCAAGGAACCGCUCUGGCCCCCCCUCCUCCUCCUUCCAGGUGUGCCGCCCCUCCUUGUUCUCACGGCAACCGCCCCGUGUUCUGAUCGUGGACGCGUCACCGCCCUGGUGGUCAGAGACUGGUACUACGCUGUGUGAGGCUUUGGAUAACUUCCUGACUCUGGCCUGUAGUCUGGACGGACCCUGUAGACUGCCCCUGCUUAGCCUUUACGCUCUGAGUAGACAGCAUGAAUGUCUGCUGCCAUUCGUGCAGGUGAGGGGUAACCUGGCCCGACUGCGUUCCUGUGUGGAGGAGCUGAGGUCCAUACCCGGAGAGGGGUGCGUCCGCGCACCUAGAGGGGAACUGCUCAAACAGGCUGUUUUGGACAGCCUGCAGCAGUUUAAACAGUACACGCGACACACUACCACUCCGAACCAGGCCAACAACAAUGGAUCUGUAGAGGUAACCGUGGUGACGAGCCAGCCAGGGCGUGGCGUGGUGAGGCAGUUGGAGGCGGGCUUAAAGGACACUGACUUGGUGUCUCUACGACGCCUACUAGUGGUCCACGUCAGUACUGCAGGGAGAGAGGAGACUGACUGCUGCGGGCAGGACACACCCUCACCCGAGACUGCAGAGGAGACUGAAGCCAGUCUGAUGUUAGGUACAGAGAUCGACCUGCAGCAUGUAGAGAACAGUGUGAUUGCCAUGGAGAUGGUGUUGAAGGCGUGGCUUCAUGACCAGGGCGGGAAAAAGGAACAACUCCACCUGUUGUUACCACCUGGACUACAGGGAGAGAUUACUACACCUAGUCAUGGACAGAGAGCUAGUCCAGUGUGUGUGAAGUGUGACAUGCAGGAGCGUCUCCUAAGCCCCGCCCUCUUACCUCUGACCCCUGACCUUGGGGUCAAGACGGAGAGCACCAAGGACUUCCUGGUGUCAGGCAAGGGCUUGGCCAAUCAGAGCCCUCCGCCUCAGAGACUCAGAGUCAUCAAGUAAGAGAGAGAGAGAGACUGACAGAGAGAGAGAGGGAGAGACAGAGAGAGAGGGAGAGACAGAGAGAGAGGGAGAGACAGAGAGAGAGGGAGAGACAGACAGAGAGGGAGAGAGAGACUGAC